CCUAUCCUUCCUCCUUCCCCCAAAUCCCUCCUGACACGAUCGAGCUCCCCUAUUCCCCGUCUUCCUCCGCGCCGCCUUGAGCUGCUCCUCCGGUGAGAUCCGCCCCCGGAAGCCACCCUCCGUAGGCGGCUCCGAGCCCGCGCUUCUCCGCCGCUGACCUCUGUCGGCCGGCUCAGGAAGAAAAGAACUUGAGCCAUGGGAAAGAGAAAGUCCGCGGCUAAGCCACCACCUAAGAAGAGGAUGGACAAGCUUGAUACAGUAUUUUCCUGCCCAUUCUGCAAUCAUGGCAGUAGUGUUGAAUGCCGGAUUGAUAUGAAGAAUCUGAUCGGCGAGGCUUCUUGUAGAAUCUGUCAGGAAAACUUCAGCACCACUGUCAAUGCACUGACUGAACCAAUUGAUAUAUAUAGUGAAUGGAUCGAUGAGUGCGAGCGUGUCAACAAUGUCGAAGACGAGGAUGGUGCAUGAUCAUGCCAUCAUCAUGCCCCAACGUUUGAUAUAGCCGUAUUGUAAUGGGUGCUAUUAUUGACUGCCAUCGUCACCGUCAGCCACGUCUAUAAUAGUGUAAUAGUAGCGUUCUAAGGAUGCAAUGGCUGAUUUGGUUUAUUAGUAGGCAGUUCAUCCUGCACCUGAAAUAAGCACCUGAAGACGUGGUAUACCUACAUAUCGAGAAACUCAAAAACAGCUUAUUAUGCGUGUGUAAUUGUACGGGCAUAGUGCCCUUAUGGGAUGCUGUAACCAUGGUUUUCGAAUCAAAACUAGUAUGUUCCAUGGAUGAAAUUUCUCUGAAUUUAGAGACUAUAUAGUUGAAAACGUUCUGACA
This is a messenger RNA of Oryza brachyantha (malo sina), 820 nucleotides long. RefSeq names its product transcription elongation factor 1 homolog. Lineage: Eukaryota; Viridiplantae; Streptophyta; Magnoliopsida; Poales; Poaceae. Gene Ontology annotation, molecular function: RNA polymerase II complex binding. Gene Ontology annotation, cellular component: transcription elongation factor complex. The record is from RefSeq and is a predicted model, not a curated record. Bases 196 to 465 code for a protein of 89 amino acids. The transcript is spliced from 5 exons. Gene Ontology annotation, biological process: transcription elongation by RNA polymerase II.